ACCAACCCCGGGAUUUUUCAGAGUGCCCACUCAUGAGUGGCUGACUAUCUCUGUUAUUUCUACUCGCCCAAACGAAAUAAGUAGAGGGUGGGCAUUGGAAAAUGGCUGAAUGCCUGGAGACAACGUACAAUCCGGAGGUGGUGGAGCAUGUUCGCAAGGAGCAGGAACGUCGGGUGGUUCAGGAGGGCACUACCAUGUGGAAGAAACGAAAGGCGGAGUUGCAGCAUCAGAAGCAUCGGGAACAGCGUGAAUUGCGGCAGAUGCAGGCUAGCUACUCGCCCUGGGGCAAGCCGGGGGGUGGGGCGCCCUGUGAGAGAGCUUUGAGGAAGAAGAACGUCCAUCUUGAGCCGUUGGAGUUACCCAGAAGCAGUGGACAUGGUCAGCUGGCGAGGCAAUACUACCCAUGGGGACGUCCUGGUCCUGGUGGUGCGCCAUGGAGAGAUCCAAGGAUGCUCGGUGUACGAUUCCUCGAGUCCAUGGGGUGGACGACGGGAUCAUUUCUAACUCGAGUCCGUGGGAAAGAUGUUAUCGACCCACUAGCAUUGACCGAUCCUAAUAAAUUCUUUGAUGAACGCGCUAGGAAAGGGCUCACUCCCGACCCUCACCCCCCGUCACCACCAAUUCCCCAUCGUGACGGAUACAACGAAGAAAUGCAAGUGUACAAAUUAACCGGAGGGGUUGAACUGGUGCCGCUGCUAACCACCAGAAGACACUACUCUCAUCCAUCAUGCACGAGGUAUUUAACAACUGAUGCAACGAGGCCCGGUUACACGAUAGACAGCCUGCGGUCGGUGAACAUUGGAAAUCGUGAACAUAUCACUGCCCUCACCGAGCAAAUGCAUCGAAAACGGGAGAGAGCACUGGAGGAAAGAAGAAUAGAACAGGAGGGCUGCAGACGGCACUUCGACACCUGGAAAAAGCUGUGGGGUAGGCCAGGUCACGGUGCCCCGAUGGAUCACUACUAUCGAACGGAUUUACAUAGCAUAUUGUACCGAAUGCCAGUCUAUUAA
Molecule: messenger RNA, 1010 nt
Organism: Diachasma alloeum
Lineage: Eukaryota; Metazoa; Arthropoda; Insecta; Hymenoptera; Braconidae
Exons: 7
Coding region: 102-1010 (302 amino acids)
Source: RefSeq, a predicted model, not a curated record